Messenger RNA from Paramuricea clavata, 10236 nucleotides. Lineage: Eukaryota; Metazoa; Cnidaria; Anthozoa; Malacalcyonacea; Plexauridae. The record is from the annotation of a GenBank genome assembly.
GUUUAUUUUAAAUCUUCGGUUUGACGUGCACAACCAUGGAGGUAAGACACAUCGUAUUAUGUUGAAUUAAAACCAUAUGUAUGCUUAAAAAUAUUUUUAUUUUGAGUCACCUCGUGCGAUAUACUAGGACUUGAUGGUCAAUUGAAAUAUGCGACUCCCCAUAGAGCUGUCCUGUAUAGACAAAUAUAACGGGAUUUGUUGUAGAAUGAGGCAGAUUUAUAGGGCAGCAUAGCACUAACUCUAUGGUGUUAAAUGUUUCUUGUAAUUGUACGAAUAUCUAGAAAAAAGCAGCGAAGCUGGGUUUUUUUUCAGUUAAAUUUACUGUCGUUCCAAUUGAAGUGUUGCUGAAAUAUUGAUUCAAUACAUUACCUCGGGCUGACCAAUUCAUUUCAUCAAGUUCCUCGAGAUAUUCAUACACUUCCUAGUAUAAUUGUAAACUUCCUGUUGAAUAGUUUGAAUGCACCAAUCACCUUUGGUUGUUUGUACAACUAACCAAUCAUAAAUAGAAAGGAAGUGACCAGAAAUGAUCAAAUACUUGGAAUUGGCUCUUUCACAGGAAGUGUAUGAAUAUGUCGAGGAACUUGAUCAAAUGAAUUGGUCAGCCCGAGGUAAUGUAUUGAAUCAAUAUUUCAGCAACACUUCAAUUGGAACGACAGUAAAAAAAAAAAAAAAAAAUCAAAUGGCCCGUCCCUAACUUGUAGUGGCCUAAUGCCCUAAAUAUUUAAACAUAUUUAGGGCAUUAGGCCACUACAAGUUAGGGACGGGCCAUUUGAUUUUUCAUGGGGGGGGGGGGGGGGCGCAAAUCCGAAAAAAAAUAUCGAGCAUGUCGCGAAUGGAAGAAAAAAAUCGAACAUCACUGACACCAGCAAAAUAAAAUAUCGAGCACAAAAAAUUUCUAAAUUAGCAAUACUCUAUACUGAAAGAAAAAUUCAGUUUCCUUGAGUUUUUUUUUUCUGUUGAGUGUUUCGGUUCCGCCUUGGUUAACAAUACCGGAAGUAUACAUACAAAAUACAAACCGAUACAAACCAGUUCUGACAACUUUUACUUCAAUAAUUCAAUUAUCCACAAAUUACCUUAAUUUAAUGGUAUCCCUAAAAACCCCAAUCUUAACACUGAAAGUCCCACACUUCUGUUAAUAUGACAUCGAUUAAUGAGGGUGGGAAAGGGGAGGGGGGGGGGGUAUGGUUCACGUUUCACAAAAAAAAAACCGUUUCACAAUUCACGUGCCUUAAAAAAGCAAUUUCACAUUUCACGGAUAAUGAGACUCUAAUAAAAAUAAUACAAUAGCUUUAAGAUUAUGUUUAAUGCAUGGUACAGUAAGUUUAAGUUCUCUUCUCUGCCUGGCAGUUAAAAACUACUUACAAGUUUGAGUGACGAGUAUGUCUGACGACCUCUGAAAGGCCUCCGAAGUUUCUACUCUUGUACAAUCGAGUGAGAUCGAUCAAAUAAAUUAUUAUCGCGUAUUAUGUCCAUUAUGACUAUUAUAAAAUAGAUCGAAAUAAACAAAGCAAAAUCACAGUUCACGAAACAGACAUCUUUAAUUCCCAUUUCACGGAGCAUUUUUAUUGACGAUCAUGCCUCACGGCUGUAGAACAAAUAACAUUUCACGACAGUAAAAUCAAGCAUUUCACACGACACGAACAAAUAUUGACCAUUCACGGCCCACGAAAAUACCCUUUCCCACCCUCAUUAAUAUCGCUCUCUGAUUCUUAAUAAAAAUCGCAGUUUAUAAUACGUAUUGGGAACACUGAUACGAUUGAGAACCGUGAGAAUUUGUAUAUAGAUACCAUUAUGCCAAUGCAAAAUGGGUUACACACUUACACUUGAUCCAAUUUUGAUCGGGGCUAUGGUCUAUGUUUCGUAGACCAAUGAUUUUAUUGCAAUUAAUUAAUUGCAUGAGAUUCAAACAUUGGCCAAGUAUAAAAUGGGCUGUGAUAGUUAUAGAAUAGGAAGGUAUACCAGAAGUCUCACUCAAGCAAGUAUUUGUCCGCGUUUUUACAAGCGAUUCGUCAUCAAUCACGCCAUCCUGGCUAGUACAAUCGGCACUUUCACUUUGUACCUACCAAAACCUGAUAAAAACUUCCGGCUGUACUAGCCAGGAUAGCGUGGAUUGGCGUGAGCGAGUUAAAAUUUUUGUGGGUUACACUUCUGCUAUACUUUCCUAUUUUGUGGUUAUAUGCUGUAUAUUCAAAUACAUUCUUCAGCCGGAAUAUAACCAUAUAUGAAUGAUGGUUUUAUAAAAAUACUGAAUGCAGGUAUUAUUGUAUUAACGCUAUAGUAAAAAUUUUACUGUCCACAUUUUUGUGGUCCUUCUUGUCCCUUUUCAUCAAAAUAUUAUAGGGUUUUACAUAAAUUGCAUUUAUAUUAUUUAAAAAUUGACAUGCAUCACAAAUUACAAAGGAAUUUACAUAUCAAAAUGAUCUAUUUCUAAUUUUUUCCGAGGGGUCCGACACAGCUGAAAUCUCUUACACUCGACUCAGAAAUCAACAGAAAUCAAACCCGAAAUCACGAGAGAAAUUAGUAGAUUUUGAAAUCAGAAAUCACUAAAACUUCGUUAUUAUUGAGCCCACAGUCUUAUAUGACAGCGGUAACUCACAGAAAUCAGGAAAUCGGGUUAGGAAUCAGGUCAGAAAUCACGUUAGAAAUCAAGAAAUCGCAUCGUAAAUCAACAGAAAUCCGUUUAGAAAUCAACAGAAAUCAGAUUAGAAAUCAAGAAAUCAGGUUAGAAAUCGCGUGAUUUCGAAAUCUUGUACGCUUCAUGUGGCCGUGUUGGACCCCUCGAUUUUUCCCCUCGUAAUUUUUUAAUCUUGUGCAUGAUGGCCAAAUGAGAACGCAGACCUAUAAGGCAGCGAUUUUUACCCCUCAAUACUUCAUUUUGCUAAGUCUUUCUAGUGUAAAAUAUUGAAUAUUUAUCGUUCUAUAAGUUAAAUCAGACAUGGCCUUUGAGGCGCGCGAUUGCGCACGCACCUCUGCAUGCGCCUUGACUCCUCGAGACGCACCUUUUAACCUGCGCCUUGUUUGUUUUAAGAGUAUGAUAUCGCGCGUCUGGUUUUCUAUUAUGAUGCUUGUGAUGUUACUCUGAGUGUACAGCCACACCCGGGCAGGCUUGAAAAAUAUGCCUGGCCACGGUGGGAAUCCUACGACCUUUGGAAUACUAGCCCAAUGCUCUGCCAACUGAGCUACGCGGUCAGGUCGGUUCGAGUAUGUGAUAACAUGUGGUAUGAUAACAUAUGAUUUGAGGUAACAGAUUAUAACCUUCAAAAUAUUUCAAGCGGUCUUUGUCUGCCACAACCACGCACCAAUAGCAUGAAAAAUAGUUUCAUGUAUGAUGGUGCUAAAUUAUGGAACUCUAUUCCAAGUGAAAUCAGGGUAAGCCAAUCCCUGUCAAGCUUUCAAAAGAGAAUUGCUGCUCACAUUUUCUAAAUAAAAGACAACUAUUAGGUCUACUACUUGUAAAUAACUAUUCUGCUAUUUCUACUAUCUAAUUUGUACUACUUGUUACUAUUUCUCGUUUUUGUAAAUAACUAUUCUGCUAUUUCUACUAUCUAAUUUGUACUACUUAUUACUAUUUCUCAUAUUUGUAAAUACCUAACUGUAAAUCUUCUUUUACACGCCCCCUGUGGAAAUCAGCUUCAGUUGACAGGGUUAGCGUGGGUAAAUAAAGUUUUUCUAUCUAUCUAUCUAUCUAUAUUUCGGAACUGAGUCUAGUUCCUUCGAUAUCAGUGUAAUCUAAUAAUCAUGGGGUCGCAAAAUUUCGACCAUCUAGGGUUAGAUUAGGAUUAGAGUGGAGUUAGAGGUUAGGGGUUAGAGGUUAGGGUUAGGAUCAGGAUGGAGUUUCCCCAAAAUAAAUGAUUAUCAUCUAUUUGUGCAAUCUCGACAAUUGAUGCUAUUCGUCUAUUUAUCCCAGAGACUGUGCUGCCUCCACAGAGGCUUCUAUGUUCUUUCCCACCUCCACCAUGUAAAGUGUAGUGAAAUGUAUCAUGCAACCAUAGCCAACAGAAGCCUCUGCGAAGGAGAGAGCUAUAUAAAGGCCAAAUAAAAAUGUACUGUAUUAAAUAGUUUUUGAUAUUUUGGUUAUUGUUCUGAUGGUAACAAAAAACAAAAGUGUCAAAAGUGAAUAUUCACCCAGGGGCAUAGGCAACAAGUGGGGGCGGUUUGGUGGGGGCAUGGUCCCCUGGAAAAUUUAGCUAUUUUUAAGGAUUUGCGAACCGAAAUCCUUUAUGUCAUCCGGUGUGUAAGAUAGAUAGGUAAAUAGAUAGUAACACAAAUGAUGUUGAGUUCCGAGUCGAGUAUUCUCUAGCUAUUAUCCACCAUUUGUGUUUGUCGUUAUUUACGAUCUUCUGGGCAAAAGCCCCGCUCAUUUUCGUAGAAUACACCAACGACUAAACAUUGUACCACUUACUUUGAGCUAAAUGAAGGAAUAUACAACUGUUUUGUGCUAGAAAUACAAAUGGAAAAGGUCCUGAAAGACAAGUUCAACUCAGUGGUCCUGAUUACAAUUCGACUGGGCUUUGUAAUCAUUUAAUUCAAACCAGAGUAGCGAGCGAAAAAUUAUUGACAUACCUGGUUGCAGUGAACUAACAAACUUUAAACCCCUGUUGUUGUUUUAUGAGCGGCCUACUGUAUUUUUAUACAAUUUUAUUUUGCAGUAGUUACUACGAUGGGUUUUAUUCUGAAAGCUGAAGUGCACAACUUUACUUGAUAAAUUGAGGAUUGUAGACAUCUUCAAACAACCAUGCAUUAAUAAUAGACUAUGGUCUAAUAAUCCAUGCUACCAUUUACAUAUAAUGUCUAGUUCGAUCAUAAAAGUGUUAACAAAGCGUAACAAAGCCAAGUCAUGCAUCAUGAUUGUAUCUUGUUGAAAACCAAAAUCUAGUCCGUUCAUUAGAUUUCAAGAUGGGAUAUAUCUCGUUUUUAUCGUAAUUUUAAACAGUCCUAACAUUUUAACAAGGGAGCUGUUCCAGAGAGGCAUGAACCGCCAGAAAAUUUUCAUUCUUGUGUCUCUGAAACACGACUUCCAGCGUUUCAAGUAAUUACAAGUAGUAAUUGUAUUACUCAGAAUACCAUACUGAAUAUAGGGAUAAUUACCAUUGCUGGUCUGAUCUUCAAAAAUUAAAUAGAAAUAAAUUGGAAUAACUGUAAUACUAUCUGUAUUUCAAUUAUACAAUAAAUAUGUUUCAAUUGUGUAAUAAUGCCAAAUCGACAAAAAUUUGUUAUAUCAAAAGUUAUUUCUCAAUUUGAAAUCUUUGGAGGCCCAAAAAACCCAGCUGAAAGUUAAUUUAGCAAAAGUUAUUCAGUCCCCUGAGCUCCCAACCAUCAUAGAAUAAUCAGACAUUUCAUCAUUAUACUUGCAGACAACUACAUUGUAUGGACUUCCCAUGGGAAAUGUGAAUGCGAGUUGGGCCUGGCAGUUUCAUAAUUACACCUGAAUCUCCUUGAUUUUCACACGGUUCUAUGUCGAUCCAAAAUCUCAAUAUAACCGGACCACUUGGCCUGUUUUCCAGCUAUUAACAGCAUCACUAAAUGCCAUAAAUUAUCAAAAUUUUAAUCUUAUGCACUUCAUGUUUUGGGGAUACUAUACAUACAUAGCUAUUAUAUUCAGCUCACUCCCCAACGGGGCUUUUCACUUUUUCAGUGACCGAUUACAUCAAGUAUUACGUUUACUUAUAUUAUCUGCUUAGUCUACACGGCAAAAAACGCCGAGCCCGCUGCUCAACAGGAUUGAACAAUGUUUUGCUGCCCACGUUGUUCACACUUGUCAACAGUAUUGAACAAUACUGUUGAGCCUGAAUCGGGUGUAACAAUAUUGUUCAAUAUUGUUGACAGCUAGGAACAAUGUAGGCAGCGAAACAUUGUUCAAUCCUGUUUUUAUCAGUAUUGCAUCAACCUGAGCGUUUUUACGCGUGUAGACUAAUUAUCUUUACAACAUUUGUGAUAUUACUUCCUAAACUGUGUUUACCCUAACCCACCCUGUCAACUUUCCCUGUGAGAGGAAACCGGAGUGCCCGGAGAAAACCCAUGACUUUCGGCAGAGCGUUGACUGACUCUUUUCACAUGCAUGGGCCCGUAGCGAGAAUCAAACUCGCGUUCUCAGAGUUGAAACUUGAAAGGCGCUUGCUCUGACGACCAGGCAUGUGUGUGGUAUUGACUACUAUAUUAAACAAUUCCUUUGCUUCGUCUCUCCCCAGAAAAUCAGCGCUCCGUAUAUCCACAUAUGUUGGUUGCUUUUCCAGUGUUGUUGUAUAAGGUUACAUAUUCCUGAAAUUAUACUGUUUUGCUUCAUUUGUAGCAACUACAUAAAUUGCUGGAUAGCUUCAAGGACAGCACUGGUGAUUUCGCUUGUAGUGGGUUUCUGCCUGAGCUAUGUUUACCAGGUUUGGUUAUUGAGAAUGUCGGACAUAUCUCACUCCCAGUGCAAGAUGAACAAGUCCAGAAGAUCAUUGAAGUAGCGAAGAAAGCUCCUUUUGGUUUAGGUGCUAAAACAUUGGUUGAUGAAACUGUGAGAAAAACAUGGCAAUUGGAUCCCAAUCAAAUUACGAUAAAGAAUGAACAUUUCCUCGCUGGUGUAGAAAAUGUUGUUUCUGCUGUGAAGAAACAUCUUGGUUGCGACAAGAAAGCAGUUCAAGCUAAUCUCUAUAAAGUUCUGCUGUAUGAGAAAGGUGGACAUUUCAAAGCUCACAGAGAUACGGAAAAAGAAAACAGAAUGUUUGCCACUAUGGUCAUUCAGUUACCAUCGAAGUUUGAAGGUGGCAAGAUUACAGUUCGUCAUGCAGGCAAUGAAAAAGUGAUGGUUAUGGACGGAGACCGUUCUGCAUACUGUUCUAAAUAUGCUGCUCACUAUUCAGAUUGUGAGCACGAGGUGAGUGAAAUAACCAGUGGUUAUAGACUGGCUUUAGUCUAUUCGUUAUGCUGGACUGCACGUGGUAACCCACCAUCUGCAGGUACUGGUGCAGCCAUUGUAAGAGAUAUUGCGAAAGUUUUACCACAAAUCUGCACUGGGGAUAGAAACCUAUUCUCGUGGUUUCUAUCUCAUAAAUACAGCGAAUCUGGUUUGUCUGGUUCCGGUAUCGAUGCGUUGAAAGGAGCUGACGCAGCUGUGGCAAGAGCACUGCAACAAGCAAACGAACUUUUACCAGAAGACCAGCAAUUUGAGUUUCACAUUGCUGAGGUAAAACGUGAGCUUCAACAGUUUGGAGAUUUCUGGGAUGAAGAUUCCUGGGAAGGUGGGUUUCAACCCAAUGGCGAUGAAGAAGAAGAAAUCGACAUUGAAAAUUGGUUUGGUUUUGAUGGGACACCUUCCAACCCAAUAGUUGCUGGUAAGGAUCUAGAUAUUGAAAGCGACGUGGUUAACUUUCAACGGCCAAGAAGUAUGUCGGCAAAACAUGCCAUUCAGCAGUUAUGGGGGGAGGCAGAUGGCGAAGACAACAGUGGUCCUACUGGUAAUGAAGGAGCUACACAGACGUAUUGGUAUAAUAGUUAUGCUAUCUUCGCUUGGCAGAAAGAUAAUGAGGUUAACCUUAGAUGCAAGGUAAAUGGAUAUCACUCAGCCGUCGUGUGGGUAUCUGAGAAGUUAAAGAACCUCCAGAAACAAGAUCCUAACAGCCCUGUGUAUAAAGAUGCGAUGUCCGAUUUAAAGAUGGUGAUUGAUUAUGCAAUUUCCAAGAAUAUUUCAGUGUCAGAAACUGCAGUGUUCGCGAUGCUGCACACGUUUUGUAAUAUUCGCAGUGAAGCUGUUGUGUUGGCAAACCGAUUCAUUACAGAUGUUAUGGGAAAGUAAGUGUAAUUUUGCUCGUUACUAAGAUAUUAGGGAGAUUAAACAAGCCCACUUUUGUCUACACGAACCUCACGCGUAAACUUAUAGAGAAGGCAACAGCUGUUCUUGCCCGAUGCGUGAAACUGUAUAAAUUAACUGCUAGCUCCUUAAUUGAGGCUAAAUUAUGGCGCGCGCGAAGGUAUCUCCAAAUGACUGUUUCAUUUCCACUUUUCGGCAUCUCAUUAAUAGUAACUACUGUAGUUGUGAAAUCAGUCAUGUCAAGUACAUAUAUUGUAUAUUCUCAUCUAAUCCUAGCAGUAAAUGAUUAUCAGAUUAUAAUCGUAGCACUGGUUAAGGAUUAAUUUAUUAAAAUUCUACGUAUGGCAUGUAUGAAAUGUAUAGGUGUCAUUGUAUAGUUGAAUAUAGUGCCAUGAAUCUCUCUGUUUCUUGUUAAGAACGUCGAGUCCGCAAUGUCUUGGCGACAUCUACAUCAUCCCGGCUCUUGUUGAUGUUACCAUUCAUCUCGGUUGGCCAUCGUUAUCAGAGUCCCUGAAGAAGUUGUUUGAUCUGAGUCCAGUUUCUCAACAUGGAAUUUGGGCGAAUUUUUUCAAGUCGCUUUUCAAAACAAAUGUCAAGAAUGUACUCCAGAAAGAUGCUUGUUUCAAUGCCAUGGUUACGCGUUUAGCUGAGAAAGUUGAAGUUGAUGCUCAAAAUAACCAUCUCGAAGCUCCUGACACAAAGAACCGAGUUGAAGAAAUUGCUUCCCUUCUGUUUGUCAUUGGCGAUGUCGAUAGCGUUGCGAAGUUCACAAAUGCCAUUCAAGCGUACUGUCAACAGUCACCCAAGAGUUCCCUACUACAAAAUCUGAUUCAAUAUUUAGGAAAGGACAAUUUAAGUGGCAACCAAUUUUGGAAUCAACUAUUGAAUCUUAGGAUUGCCCAAUUGGAGGAUGUCGAGAAAGUCGGAGUUCCCCCUUUCACCUGGAAUCAAGAUGAUGCUAUUCUCGCUGAUCACCCGCAAAUUCAAACAUUUUUAAGAGGUCCAAAUAAAACCAUAAAAUAUCAUGCGUUCACGAGUAUCGCUCAAGCUCGAAAGUUUGCCAACACUUACUUUGGUUUUGUGUCAAGUUGGGGUUGGUUAGGACGGAAUACACCAUCUCAUUCAUACACUGCGAGGGCUACAGCUGCUGGUGCUGGACGGAAUGCGCAUGUAGUGAUUGAGAAAACAACAGAAUGGUACGACAAAAAGAUCGCCCCUGCUAAACAAAAGUUGGAAGAAUUAAAGAAGCUGCGAAGUAUGGUAAACCGUGCUUCUUCAAGUUCCACCGAAACACAGCCACUGGAACCACAAGCAAAGAAAAGAGCCGUAGACGUUCUGUGCGUAGACUAAACAUUUACGGAAUAGACUGACUACGAAUGUUGAAUAUAGUUUUAUACUUUAACUCCAUUUACUUUAACUUUUGGGGACGUUUAGUUAGUUGUGUUUUGUUAUGUUUUUCAAGACUUGUUACCGAAUUGUGGAGCAAUGAAUUUAUUGACAUUUGGGAUAUUUACUACAUUUCUAUUUAUCCCGCUUGAACGGGAGAAACAGGCUGUUAGUUAUGGAUGAUCUAAUGUUUGAAAUUUUGUCAUGUUGCGCAUAUUUAACCCCGGAUGGGGUUUUAUUAAGCUUAGUUUAGACGAGCAAAUUUGCAAACUGAUUUGGCUUUAUAUUUUAAGCCUUGUUAUAAGGGGCCGAUUACAUGGACUGGGCUAGUGCUAGUAAGUAGUAAACCGGGCUGAAAUAAACUCACUAAACCUCGUUAGAUUAUAUUUUUUAGCAGUUGAAUAAUCGUUGCUAGAUAUUCAUUAGAGACUGUAAAUUCAGUACUGUAAAAUGUAGGCUUCACUGUCUGAACCUUUAAGCGUUUAUCGAAACACAAAAACAACAUUUUGAUGCCGUUUGAGUUUUUUUAAUGUUAUUUGUUUCCUUUUCGAUAUAAAAACCGUGCGUUGACACCUGGGAUGAAACGAAUACAUGGAAAAUUUCAUUCCGGCAAACUGCCAUCUUGCGACAAACGAGACAUCGGCAAAGCGGGCUAGCCCGUCUCCCAUGUAAUCAAAAUUUAUAUAAGAUUAUUAUAGUGCAGCCAUGUAAUCGGCCCCUAAAUUAUCAACAAGUGCAUUUGACAAAUUGCUGGCAUAAACUGUCCGAGUUUUUAUGUUCGGGCUUAUAAUACAGUAUAUCAACUGUCAUCUUUCAUUGUAUCAGUUUUAUUGUUCUCGUUGUUACAAGUGGAAAUUAAGAAUUAGAAUUUCAUCGUAGCUUGUAAAAUAGGAUAAAAAGAUAUAAACCACACGAGGUGUGUUGGUAUAGACAUGAUAUUGUUUGUCAAAUAAAAUGCGCUCGUAUAAACUAUGCUUUGCCCUGUAUACAUACCAUUUUGGAGUAGGUUUUUAGGGCUGUUUAAAAUUACACAUUGUGAAAAAAAAACUUAAAAGAUG